Messenger RNA from Malassezia globosa CBS 7966, 3978 nucleotides. RefSeq lists its product as uncharacterized. Lineage: Eukaryota; Fungi; Basidiomycota; Malasseziomycetes; Malasseziales; Malasseziaceae. Gene Ontology annotation, cellular component: cytoplasm. The transcript has a single exon. Gene Ontology annotation, biological process: intracellular distribution of mitochondria. Gene Ontology annotation, molecular function: mRNA binding; protein binding. The coding region runs from base 1 to 3978 and encodes 1325 amino acids. The record is from RefSeq and is a predicted model, not a curated record.
AUGGCAGAGCCAGAAAGUGAGCCCAACGCGACGUUUGAACUAGAGCUGUUUCUUCCGGGAAGGCCACUCUUGCCGAAAGAUGUCAAGUCACUUGGCCUUCCUGAGACUCCGCCGUCUCUCAAGGUUGCUGUGACGCAGCACGAGACAUUGAACGAUCUACGCAUCACAUUAAACGACAGCCCAGAGGGCUACUGGCUCGGCGCUUUUCGCUUCCGACGUCCCGACUCACAUACACGGAAGGGAGAGCUCGUCAAUGAGUGGGAGGAGCUACAGGAGGUUUUCCGUCACGAUGCUCCUCAUGACAGGAUCUUGCAAGUAUCGCACGAACCUUACAAUGAGACCGAGGUCCGUCUGCAUAUCCAGCGCCUGCGGGAUCUACUUUCUGGGACUCAGUCCGACCCGGCAAGUGUGAGUGUCGACGCCGGUGCUACUGUGCAUGAUGCCAUUGUGCACGCGAACGAAUGGGCACAUGAUGCGCAUAUGCCGGCUCCUCCGAAGCCUUCCUGGCGCGGAUGGCCACAAGACGGCACAGCACAGCUCCUUCCUGCUCUCGCCCGCUACCCACGUGUGCUCCCCAAGUGUGUGCGUGGCAUGGCUUUAAGCGCUUGGAAUCCACCCCCAAAGUCGUGGGCGCUCCGGGGCCAUCUCUUGUACCUCAGCAUCGACACAUUAGAAGGUGAUGUACUUCAUAUCACCGCCAGUGUGAAUGGCUUCUUUUUGAAUGCAUCAUCUUCGCAGAAGUUCCAGCCGCAGCCGCAUCCGUCAAAAGCAUUGCACUCGUCCUCACUUUUUGAUCUGCUAUGCGCUGCAUCGCCGUUGUUCCUCCAAAACUUCGCACUUCUGUUCAACGACCCAGUAUCUACUCGGGACUACUUCUCUGCGCUGCCUGUAAUGAACUCUUUACCGGCGGCUCCAUGGCUGGCUCGAGAACCGAAGCACGAAUCAGACCCAAUGCGCACACAGACUGCAUUCUUGCUUACGGGCGCUAUGUCUGCGGACACGCUCGAUGGAAGUCGCGAUUGGAACGAGGAGCUCCAAUCGUCGAGGGAGCUUCCUCGUUCUUCCCUUGCCGAACGCCUCAUGCGGGACCGGGUACUGAAUCGCUUGUAUGCCGAGUUUACGCUUGCCGCUGCCCGUGUUGUGCCGCGUGUCGCUGCUGGCGAAGUGGCUCCGAUGAAUCCCGCGGAUGCUCCAGCUGCGCACAUGUAUCUCUACAACAAUUUGUUCGUUACUCGUGGUACCGACAGCGUCGAUAUGUAUCGAUUCCUUGGCGGAGAUGCUGCUGCUCAUGUUGCAGUGGGCAAAGACUUGCAAGGUGUGCGAAGGCUGGGUAACUUGGACAUAGAGGGCCUCAGCUUGCUCGGCACUGUUGUCAUUGACUGGCUUGGUGAGCGCUGGGUUGUUCAGACGGUGCUCCCAGGCCUGUUCCGCCAAGUAGCGGCCGAUGCAGCAGCAUCGCAGUCUGACGGAUCUACAGCGUCUCAUGUCGCGUAUGGUGGUGUGGAAGGCCCUGACACGAUCCACACAGACCCUGCCUUCCACAAGGUCUUGAGUGUCGCAGGCAAGUCACUUCAUGUGGCGGAGCACAAGAUGCGCGAUGCUCAGGGGAUGGAACAUGAGCUUUGUCUAAGUGUGGACUGCAAAGGUCUGCGCGGCACUGAUGGUCGGAUGUACUUGCUCGAUGUGUCGCGCCACACGCCCAUGGAUGUCACUUGGCUUGAUCACGACAUGGAAGGCUCGGUACUUGAAGGCACUGACACUGCUUCAUACCCUCACCGCCUUCCUCUGUUGCGCCCUGAGCUGAUCGACGCUUAUUGGGACAUGCAUCUCCAUGAGUUUGCACGUGAUAAGCUCGCGAGACAGCGGGCAUCGAAUGAAGCUUCGUCGCCAUCCACAGCGACAUCUUCCCAAGUUGACGUGUCAGACUUCUCCCUCAACUUCCACCCAGAUGCGUUCGCCGAGUUCCGCACUGGCUCAGGUGACGACGCACGUGUGAUCCAACCCGCUACGGACGAAAGUAUUCCAAGCAUCGCUGCGGUGCGAAAGGUAUCCGAGUACUUGCGCAAAGAAGUCAUUGUACGGCUGAUUAGCGACGUAGCGGCUGGUCUUACUUCUGCUGUGGAUGGCAUUGCACUUACGAACCGCAUGCAUGCUCGCGGUAUCAACAUGCGCUACUUGGGCUACAUUGCGAAUCUCAGUCAGCCAUCGCAGCGUGAUCAUUGGGACCAAUCUGUCGUAUCAAAGCUUGGUUCGGGUCAUGAGGCACUUGUUCAGGCCUUCCGUCGCGUCGUCAUACAUGAAAUGGUGGUCCGUUCCGCGAAGCAUUGUCUGCGCACAUACUUACGUGCCCUACCAUUGAUGGAAGCCGCUGCUUGUAUCGCCCACUUUGCCAACUGUUUCCUGGGCACGGAACGCGAGCCGAGCCCCGUGCCAAAGAUGCCGGAAGUUAUCCCUGCCUCUACAGCGUCCAGGUCUGAAUCUCACAAGCCAUGGAUGUCUCUCACACCUGCAAAGCUCGUUGAGGAGCUGCGCAUCGAUAUUCGAAAACGUUUCCGGUUCGAACUUCCCAUGUUCUUCCUCGAAACGGAGCUCCGGAAACCUCAGGCUCUUCGUGCACUGUGCCUAAAGAUGGGCAUCCAACUUGCUGUGCGUGAUUAUGAAUUUGAGCCGGAGGCGAAGCACGCAGAGGGCCAAGCUGCUGCACCAUCCUCCAACGCGACUAAAGAAAAAACAACUACCUCAAGUCGAUCUGGCUUGUCGAAGAAGGGCAAGCGAGCGUUUCCUCCGCCGCCUUCAAAACCAUUGCGCACAACGACCUUCGUGCCUGAGGAUGUUGUUUGCGUAUGCCCACUCGUUAAGACUUCAACUCCGAAGAGCUCGUUGUCAGAAGAUGCGUUUGAGGCAGGACGUAUUUCGUUUGUUCGUGGCGAGCGCGAAAUUGGCACAGAGCUCAUGCUUGAGAGUAUUGGUUUCUACGAACAAGUGUAUGGCCUCGUACACCCAGAAACGGGCAAGUGCUACUCAAAGUUUGCUUCGUUCUUACAUCACUACGCGGCUGAAUUUGCCAUCAAGGCCGCGAGGAAGGCUUCAGCUGAUUCAAAUCAAGGAUCGUCCUCGGAUGGCGACAGGAUUGGGACAAAUGAUGCAGGAAGUGCAGAUGGAAGUAAAACAGAACACGAUGACCAACUCCCAGAAGUUGUUAAGGAGGUAUUUACACUCGAAAAUGCUUUGCGUUUCCAGCGCCAGGCUGUCACUGUGUCGGAACGCACUCUUGGUCUCGAUCACCCAGAAACCAUGACACAAUAUAUGAACUUAGCGAUGAUGGAGCAAUCAUCUGCUAACUUGGAUGAUGCCUUGCGUUACCAGGAGCGUGUAAUGCAACUUUGGCAGCUCUUGUACGGUCGUGAUCACCCUGAUGUGGUCCAUACGCUAAGCUCCAUCGCACUCAUGCUUCAGAUGCGCCAGGACUACGAGCCGUCACUCCGGGCAUACGAGGCAUCGCAUGAUCUCGCUGUGCGUCUCUUUGGACCCAAUAGCAUCUACACUGGCAACAUGGCACAUGAACUUAGCCAGGCACUCAUUCUUAGCGGCGAUCUCAAAGCAGCUAUCCAGGUCGAAAAAGAGGCUUGGCGAAUCUUCCAAGAGCGUCUUGGAUCCGAAGAUCCACUCACAAAGGAAAGUCAGGCGCUUCUUUCUGGUCUUGCAGCUACAGCUGUUCGUGCAGCGAAGCAGCAGCAUGCGCGCGAGCUUGUGCAGACUCGGAUGCCCUCCUCUGCUCGCUCGACACGAUCAUCUGCGCAUCACCAUCACCAUCGGCACUUGCAUCAGCAACAGCAGAACUCGUCUUCAUCCCCGCACCCUAUUCCAGCAUUAGCCAACAGGUCGAUAGACGACCUUGUUGAAUAUAUUCAGGGUACGCCAGGCACUGGUAGUAGCCGUGCUGCUAGGAAGCGCGCCGCUCGUGCGAAGCGAUCAUAA